Molecule: messenger RNA, 1382 nt
Organism: Hevea brasiliensis (rubber tree)
Lineage: Eukaryota; Viridiplantae; Streptophyta; Magnoliopsida; Malpighiales; Euphorbiaceae
Product: putative glycerol-3-phosphate transporter 5
Biological process (GO): phosphate ion homeostasis; transmembrane transport
Molecular function (GO): transmembrane transporter activity
Source: RefSeq, a predicted model, not a curated record
UAUCAUCUUUCUUCCUCUGCAAUUGCAGUUGCUUGGUCUCAAGGAAAAACAGAUCUCUUCAUCUCAUGGGAAAUUUUCUGGUUCAGAUCUUUCAAGAAUUCAGAAUGGUGUAAUGGCAUGUAUUUCCUUCUACCAGAAUCUUGACUUGGAUCUACACCAUCUUCCUCCUCUGUAACAACGGGUUGCAUAUGCUUAUUUCUUUUGUUCUUCACAUAUUUUCAGUAAUCCUGACUCUCUGCAUGUAUUCUUUAAUUUUUGGCCAUGGCAUUUCUUGAACUCUUUCGGGGUUUUUUUUGGCAUUAUAGUACUAUAAUGAGCUGAUGCUGAUUUCCAAUAUUAGUCACCAAUGCAGUCCAAAACUCUGAGCCUAGCUCCAGCAUUUACCCUCUUCCCUUCCCUUAAGCCCCGACACAGAGCCCUCCUUUUCCACCAAAUCAUUGUACUAGUCAUCGCCUUUCUUGCUUAUGCCUCCUUCCUUGCCUCGAAAAAGCCGGCAAGCAUUGUCAAGAGCAGAUUGAACCGAGUUCAACUCAAUUCUUCUGUGAUUCAAUACACUUUGAUUUCAGCAGAACAAAAUUCAAGCUCCACGGAUACUGGCUGGGCUCCAUUUAAUGGUUCUGAGGGGACCAUUUGGCUUGUAGAGCUUGAUCUUGCAUUCUUAUUGUCAUAUUCGAUAGGAAUGUAUUUUGCUGGGCAUGUUGGUGAUAGGAUUGAUUUGAGGUUGUUUCUUGUUUCUGGGAUGGUGAGUAGUGGUGUUCUCACUAUUAUAUUUGGUUUAGCUAUUGGUUUAUAUACAUUUAUUUUUGUGGGUGUUGAGAUUUUGUGUGGUUUGUUUCAGUCUAUGGGAUGGCCUUGCGUGGUGGCAGCAGUUGGGAACUGGUUUGGGAAAGCAGAAAGAGGAUUAACAAUGGGGUUAUGGAAUUCACAUUCUUCUUUAGGAAACAUUAUUGGUUCAGUUGUGGCUUCUGGUAUUUUGGAUUUUGGAUGGGGUUGGUAUUUUGUGGUGCCUGGGUUUUUGGUGAUUUUAGUUGGGGUUUUGUUAUUUUUGUUUCUUGUUGCUAGUCUUAAAGAUAUUGGAUUUGAGCUUCCAGGGAAGGAGAUUGCAAUGAGCGUAGAAGUGGAUAAUGAGGAGAAUUCAGAGAAAGUGGGAUCUGAGGAAGCAGGACUUAUUGGGACUGAAAAUUUAGAUUCUUUGGCUGCUAUUGGAUUCUUGGAUACUUGGAAAUUACCUGGUGUUGCUCCAUUUGCUUUCUUUUUUGGAUUUAUUUGACUAUCUCAAUAUUCGUCUUACUGUUAAUAGAAGAUUGAUCUUUUCAAGAUUCAUGGCUAUUCCUCCAAUAAUAAGAAGUCUUUGAUUCUCCAAUAAUAAGAAGUCUUUCACA